Molecule: messenger RNA, 1836 nt
Organism: Lithohypha guttulata
Lineage: Eukaryota; Fungi; Ascomycota; Eurotiomycetes; Chaetothyriales; Trichomeriaceae
Product: succinate dehydrogenase flavoprotein subunit
Exons: 2
Coding region: 1-1836 (611 amino acids)
Biological process (GO): mitochondrial electron transport, succinate to ubiquinone; tricarboxylic acid cycle
Molecular function (GO): succinate dehydrogenase (quinone) activity; electron transfer activity; flavin adenine dinucleotide binding
Source: RefSeq, a predicted model, not a curated record
AUGAGGCCAUUUGCCGCGAAGAGUGGACAGCUAAAUCACACAUACGAUGCCAUUGUGCUCGGUGCUGGAGGUGCUGGCCUUCGGGCUGCCGUCGGUCUUGCCGAGGCCAAUCUCAACACAGCCGUGAUUACGAAACUCUUUCCAACACGAUCACAUACUGUUGCAGCUCAAGGCGGCAUCAAUGCUGCGCUAGGCAACAUGCACGAUGACGACUGGCGGUGGCACAUGUACGAUACAGUCAAAGGCAGCGACUGGCUCGGGGACCAAGAUGCAAUCCACUAUAUGUGUCGCGAAGCGCCUCGUGCAGUGCGGGAACUCGAGGAGUACGGCAUGCCAUUUUCUCGAACGUCGGAAGGGACGAUCUAUCAGAGACCGCUAGGGGGACAAAGUCUCGAAUUUGGACAAGGAGGGCAAGCACACCGAACGGCAUGUGUGGCAGACAGAACUGGGCAUAGUAUGCUGCAUACGUUGUAUGGACAAGCCUUAAAACACGAUUGCAAUUUCAUGAUUGAGUGGUUUGCGCUGGAUCUGAUCAUGGACAAAUCCACUCCCACACCUACGUGUAUUGGUGUCACGGCGCUGGAUAUGGAAAGUGGGACAUUGCAUCGACUCUUUGCGAGGAACACAGUGCUGGCUACUGGUGGGUAUGGACGUGCCUAUUUCUCUGCUACUUCGGCACAUACAAGUACUGGUGAUGGGUUGGCUAUGGCGAGUCGUGCUGGCUUGCCGUUACAAGAUCUGGAGUUCAUACAGUUUCAUCCUUCUGGAAUUUACGGCGCGGGUGUGCUGAUAUCAGAGGGAGCAAGAGGUGAAGGUGGGUACUUACUGAAUGGAGAGGGUGAGCGAUUUAUGGAGCGGUACGCGCCAACUGCGAAAGACCUGGCAAGUCGAGACGUGGUCAGCAGAGCCAUGAAUAUGGAGAUCCGAGAAGGAAGAGGUUGUGGGCCGAAUAAAGACCACAUAUAUCUGCAAUUAUCACACCUACCGAAGGAAACAUUACACGAACGAUUACCUGGUAUCGCAGAAACAGCUAGUAUAUUUUCUGGAGUGGAUGUAACCAGGCAGCCGAUACCUGUUAUACCGACCGUGCAUUACUGCAUGGGAGGAGUACCAACGAACUGGAAAGGACAAGUCAUUGAUGUUGACCCUAAUACUGGGAAGGAGAAGAUAGUGAACGGACUAUAUGCGGCGGGUGAAGUUGCUUGUGUCAGUGUGCACGGUGCGAAUCGGCUGGGGGCAAAUAGUUUGUUGGAUAUUGUUGUAUUUGGACGAGCAGCAGCUGGACACAUUGCCGAAAACAACGAAACUGGAAUGCCAUUUCUCAGAAACGGUUCCGAGAUCACCAACGAGAUGGGUAUCGAAGGAUUUCAAGACAUUGAAAGGUUCAGGAAUAGCGAUGGAACGAGGCUGACAGCUGACCUGCGGAGUGACAUGCAAAAAGCCAUGCAAACUGACGUGGCUGUGUUCAGAAACGAGGAGAGUUUGAGUACUGGAUUGAAGCGUAUAAAUGAGGUCGAAGAGGCUUUCAACAACGACGUUUGUGUCAAGGACAAGAGUCUGAUAUGGAACUCGGACCUUGUCGAGACACUGGAAAUGAGGAACCUAUUGACGUGUGCCGCGCAGACAGCGAAAAGUGCACUCGUUCGCAAAGAAAGUCGUGGUAGCCAUGCUCGAGAAGACUUUACGGAGAGGGUGGACAAGGAGUUCAUGAAACAUACUAUCAGCUGGCAAAAGGAAGUUGGACAGGAUAUACCAAUUGGAUAUCGCCAGGUCAAUUUUGCGACGUUGGACGAGCAGGAGUGUCCAUCUGUACCACCAAAGCUAAGAACGUAUUGA